Molecule: messenger RNA, 1248 nt
Organism: Linepithema humile (Argentine ant)
Lineage: Eukaryota; Metazoa; Arthropoda; Insecta; Hymenoptera; Formicidae
Source: RefSeq, a predicted model, not a curated record
AUAAUGUUUAUUUUAACAAUUCUCGAAGUCGGUAACGCAACCAUAUUGUUCUUUUGCGCGGUAUCGAAUAUAGCAACGUAUUCAGUUUCAGUGAUGGACAUACAUUUCUGUUGUCGAGAAGACCACGUAAUCGGAACAUUUGCCAAUGUACUAAUAUAAAUGUCGCAUGUCUAUCUGCUGGUGCUUGUAUCAUUAAUGAGAUCAGCAUCUGAGUACAUCCUGAAAAUGUCGGUUUCUCCACUGUGUAUAAUUUCAAAAUAUUCUGUUCCGUGUAAAUAUCACAAAAUUCGCUUUACAAACUUUCCAAUGUUUUAUUCCUGUUAUCGUUUAGAAAACGGCUUGCUUGGCUAACUAUAGUUGCUUUCCAUUUUUACACAAGUGAUACUGAGUCUAAAAUUAGGUGAGUAUUUUAUACUCAGAUAUUGACGUCAUCGUUUAGUACGUAAAAGGAACGCGCAACAAGUGAGAAUAUUCUCAAUAACCUCAAAUUCUAAAUGUCAUAACUAUUGUGAGUUGAUUUUAAACUAAAGAUGACUACUUUUAUUUCCAAUAUUAUUAUAAAGAUUUCAGAAGACGAUUCAGAAUCGGACUGGACUAGUACAGAUUCGAAUAAAUCAAAAAAUUUUUUCUUUUCUGAAUCGUCAUCCUCGGAUUGUUCCGACUCGUCAAAUCCUCCUAGAAGAAAGUUACAUCGAAUAACUACUUUUAUGGAAACUGUGAAAGAAUACGAUGACAAAGAAUUUAAAGAGCAUUUUCGACUAAAUCGUUCAACUGCUGAUCUAAUAAUAAAUAUGAUUGAAAAUGAAGAUGUUUUACCUCAACAUAAUAUUGGAAGAGAAAAGAUAUGUGCACGAAAAGCAUUUUUAAUGACCCUCUGGUAUCUUUCCAAUACAGAGACAUUUCGACAAUGUUCCGACAGAUUUGAUGUUACCAAAAGCUCCUGUCAUCGUAUUAUUAGGAAAAUAAUAGAUUUUCUAGUAAAAAAAAGUGGACAGUAUAUUGUUUGGCCCACUGGUCAACGAUUACACAAAGUCAAAUCAGAAUUUUUUUAAAUGCAGGGAAUUGACGGGGUAGUUGGAGCUAUAGAUGGGAGCCAUAUAAAAUUAAAAAGCCAGUCUCCAAACACCAUUACGUUUAUUAUAAUAGAAAAGGAGAUUAUAGUCUUCUUAUACAAGGAGUUUGUGAUUAUCAAAAAAAAUUUAUUAAUUUUUUCUGUGGUGAACCAGGAUCCAUUCAUGACAGUCGCCU